AUGCCAUCAAAGAAUGCAAAUAACAACGGCGCUGAUAAAAGUGAAGGAUCUCCCUCAAAAGCAGCCGGCAAAGCCCCCAAGAAUAAGACCACUAUGAAGAAAAGGACUCCAGUCAAACCUCGUGUUCAUAGGGUGAUUUCUUGUAACCCGAAGCCCACCAAGCAGAAGGUCUCGAAAACUAAAUCAAAACAACGCAAGACAUCUAAGAAGCAGGCUCUGGAGAGAAAGCAAACAGAUCCAGCCAUUGAACCCCAGCAACCAAAUCCCAGUGAGAUUGACCUUGGCUCAUUCAACCGAGAACCAAACAAGGCCACUUCUAUUUUUGGUAUUCAGUCUCAAGAGUCAGUUUGUUUGUCUGCCGUGACUGAAGACGUGUCUGAUUCAGAUCCUCUCGCCGCUCAUCUGUUCCAUGACACAUACGAGCAACCUCGGGUUAGUUCAGCACUAGAUCCCACCACUGACGAUCGAUCUGCCCAAGGCUUCAUUGGUAACAUCGGGUGGGACAUCCGCGAGAUCUUCGACUAUCUUAAUACUGAAAUUCCGCAUACCGAGCUGCCCCAGAUGGAGGCCGAGGAGAACUAUAACGCCACUUCCCAGGAAAGCCUCAUGUUCACCGCCCGACACCUCUUCCAACUAUAUAUCUACGCUUACCACCAGAAACAAUGGAACAUUUGUGACCUCAUCUCAGACAUCUGGAUCCGUACCUUCCAGGAGAAAGAUGCGGACGAAAACCGUAAGAUGUGGAAGAAAAACAAGUUCCCCUACCACACCAACGAUGAGGCAAGAGCUUCAAUUCCAGAGCCGACCAACGACAAUGGCUACCUAUAUCUCCACCAUAAGGUCGUGCAAUUUAAUAACAACGCCAUCAACGAACUCUACGCCCACACCAUGGAGAAAUGCGGCGCCCGAAUGGUCUGGGCGGAUGCAAUGGCACUCUGUGGAGGGGAGGUGGAGGAGAUCUUCGAGGAGGAGGGAUUGGGCAGCUGGCACCAGGGUCUUAUGCGUGAGGUCAUGAAAACGGCUUUGAGGCUCGUUCGUGUGCGCCGCACACUGAAAAUUGAGCAGAAACACCCGGAGGCCUGGUGCAAGCGGUACCAUGAACAUGAGAAGCACGGCAGGGAGUGCUACCGCGUUUUGGCAAGGGAGGGUAGAGCCCUCCGGGAGGAGAUUCUAGGGCAGAAACUGGUUAAGAAGAGGGGAGGGAGGGGAGGGAAGAGGAAGGAAGAGGAGGAAUUCAGGGGACUCUGGAGUGCCAACCUAUUCCCUAAGAUGGUCAGGUCCAAUGGCCCGGAGGGCGGGGUGGGUAAGAAGGCCUCUGCCGAGAGUGAAAAGAGCGGGGAGUGGGGAGAAAAGAGAGGGGUAGAGAGGUAG
This is a messenger RNA of Lindgomyces ingoldianus, 1371 nucleotides long. RefSeq lists its product as uncharacterized. The coding region runs from base 1 to 1371 and encodes 456 amino acids. The record is from RefSeq and is a predicted model, not a curated record. The transcript has a single exon. NCBI's taxonomy places the organism in Eukaryota, Fungi, Ascomycota, Dothideomycetes, Pleosporales, Lindgomycetaceae.